This is a messenger RNA of Dentiscutata heterogama, 1131 nucleotides long. The record is from the annotation of a GenBank genome assembly. Lineage: Eukaryota; Fungi; Glomeromycota; Glomeromycetes; Diversisporales; Gigasporaceae.
AUGAGUACACCAUCAACAGAAUCACCACAAGAAGGAUCAAAUAAUUCACCACAACACGAAAAUUCCGAAGAAAAUGAAACUAAAGUUUCGUUGGAAGAUAAAUAUUACAAUAGUCAGCUAAAAAAAGAAUUUAACAAUUGGAGCAAUCUUCAAUCUUCACUUAAUAAAUAUUUUAUUGUUUAUGUUACAGCUUGUAUUACCUCAAUUACGAUUGGAAUUGUGUUUUCAAUUUCAGAUAACAAUACUAUGGGAUCUUUAAGUAAAAAAAUUAUUUCAGUUGUUAUUUCUGGAUUGGGGGGCACAGUAACUCUUUUGGGAGGUCUAUUGUCGUUUAAGAAUCUUUUUGCUAAGAAUCAAUCAGAUACUGUUGAUAAUUUGAACAAAGAAGAACAAAAAUUAGAUAUUCCUUGGCCACUUGCACUUAAAGAUAGCGAUUUUAAGAAAAACAAACUAGUUAAAAUGUUUAAACAUGAAAAAGAAUUUAGAACACCAUUAUAUUUCAUGAAAAUGUUGGCUGAAAAUACAAAAACUACAUUGAUUUUUGUGGCUAUAUGGAAUAUUAUAUUUUCAUGCCUUAUAAUUUAUGUGAAUGUAUAUUCUAUUAUUAUUACCGCAUCAGGUGAAGACAAUGAUGAUUAUAGAACUUUAAUAAAAUGGCUCUUUGUAUGUCCUAUAACUAGUGUAGCCUUUGCUUUUGUAUACGCAUAUCAAAUUAAGAUAAAUGUUCCUAAUAUAGUGGAAGAGGAAGAGAAAGAAGAUUUACAUUUUAAAGAUAAAAUUCCUUUAAGAAUGUUAGUUGUAACAAAAAACAGAGAAAAAAACAAAUGUUGUGAAUUGUGUGAAUGUUGUAAUUUCUUUAUAUGUUGUGAAUGUUGCGGUACCUUUAUACAUUAUUGUAUCUUUAUUUGGAUGAUAUUUUUGGGGAUAAUUUUCGGGUUAAUUUUGGGACUAAUUUUUGGACUAGUUUCAUUUACAUCAUACGAGAAAGAUAAGGAUAAGAAAAUUUGGCGUAGAGUAACAGUAACGAUAAACAGAAUUGAAUUAAAUCAAGUAGAGAUGGCGGCAAUUGAACGUAUUCUUCAAGGCUUGACGACAACAACUCCAACAACUCCAACAGAUCAAAAUGACUAG